Molecule: messenger RNA, 964 nt
Organism: Fukomys damarensis (Damara mole-rat)
Lineage: Eukaryota; Metazoa; Chordata; Mammalia; Rodentia; Bathyergidae
Product: rho guanine nucleotide exchange factor 33-like
Exons: 3
Coding region: 363-647 (94 amino acids)
Source: RefSeq, a predicted model, not a curated record
AACAUAUCCAGAGAUAUGAAGGGACAGUUUUGGGGCCAGAAUAAGAAUUUACUUUCUAUAAUUUUAAACAUGUCCUAAUUUCCUUUAUUUCCUUAUCUUCACUUACUGUUGUGUCAUAGCCUACCCUACAUUAUGACUUAGACCUUGAUAUGUAGAAAAUACAACACUUGGCAGAAAAUUUUCCUCUUUCCAUCUACUAAUUUUUUUAUUAGUAUAAGUUUGCUUUAGUUAGGGUUGGGUGUUGGCUCGUAGUCUUUUGGGGUAGGAGAGAAAAAUGACAAAGUUAAAAUAACUGUCCCACAGUCAGGGUAGAUAUUUUAGGAAAAGAGUGAAAAACUAUCCCUCUUUUGUGUUUUCAGGAAAUGCAUUUAGAAGACACCACCCGCUUCUGUCCAAAGGAAGAAAGAGAAAGUGAACAAACAUCUUUCAGCGAUCAAAAUCCCAGGCAAGACCAGAAAGGGGGCUUUCGCAGCUCCUUCCGCAAGCUCUUUAAAAAGAAAAGAUUAAAAUACAUUUGUGUAUUCAAAUCACAUGAAGCUGUUGCCCUGUCAAUGAUUUUCUUCAUAAUUUGGCACCUACGACAAAACAGGGAUUUCCAACUUAAGAUGAUUUGUCAUUUUUCCUCCAUUUUGGACCAGCCAUCCUGAUCUGACGCGGCACUAGUACCACUUGAGCAAAAUAAUUUGCUUUUGCUGAGCUGUCCUGUGUAUUGUUGGAUGUGGCCACUAACCACUAGACGCUAAGUAUCUUCUCCUAGUUGUGACAACAGAAAUUUCUCCAGACAUUGCCAAAUGUCUCUUGGGGGUCCAAACUGCAGCUCACUGGGACCCAAUGAUCUCAAAUAUACCUUUCUGUAUAUCUUUACACUCUGCCAUGUGCCUGGGUUCCUUGCCCUACUAUAAAUUUCACAGAUAAAAAUAAAACCCAUAGGGCUGGAGAUGUAGCUCAAUGGCACUGUGCCUGU